AUAGGUCGUCUGUUUAACAAAGAUGGCAACUUGGUAAAAUGGUGGUCUAACAAGUCUAUUGAAGCUUUCAAGAAGAAAACAAAAUGUUUAAAAGAUCAAUAUUCUAGUUACGAAUUUGAAGGAAAGAAGGUCAGUGUCAGCGGCGAGCGAAAACCUAAACAAGAAAGUGUCCCUUUGUUUUGUUUGUUUUUGUUUGUUUUGUUUUGUUUUUCUUGUUUGCUGUUUGUCUUUUCGGAAAUGAUUAUUUUCCAUAAGGGGUCAUAGCGAAAACGCGCUAGUGUACUUUUUAAUGUUUUUGUUUUUCUAAUUUGUAAUGCAUGGCCCCUGGUCGUUCCCCUAGUGCACGUCUUGUUUACCAGUCACCUUGAACGGUUGUGUUUAGGAACCGUCGAAUCAAAACUUAUUAAAGGAAAGACCAGUCUUUCAUUGAAAAUAUUUUGGUUUCAACAGUAGGAAAGGGGUUAUAUUUAGCCGUCAGACAUCUGGUUGACCGUUGUCUUAUUUCUGUAUGUAUGUGUUUAUUAUUAUUAUUAUUAUUAUUAUUAUUAUUAUUAUUAUUAUUAUUAUUAUUAUUAUCGUUAUCAUCAUCAUUAUUAUCGUUAUCAUUGUCAUCAUUAUUAUCAUUAUCAUUAUCAUUAUUACUAUUUUUUUAUUUAUGUAUAUUUUUGUGUGUGUGCAGAUUAACGGUGAACAGACUCUAGGGGAAAAUAUUGCCGACAAUGGCGGCAUUAAGCAGUCAUUCCAGGUACCUAAAUUUCCUUUAGGAUUAAUUCUUAAAAUAGCUCAAGAUCUUUUUAUACGCAUCCUUAAUGCGAAUUUGAUUCAUGUCGGUCACUCCAUGGCUCCGAAACGCGCACGCUAAGCAAGGAAGCCGCCAUAUAUUUUCCGUUUUUUUCAAGCUUGUUUUUCCAAUACGCUGCGGGUUUUUUUCUUUUCUUUCUUUUUUUUUCCUCAAGAUGGGAAGUUUUAAAAGUUGUCCAUUCUUCUACAAAUGCUGCACUGAAUUCAAUUCUGCCGACUUGUGGCUGUCUGUCUUUCUAAGUUAUUAGAGAGAGAAUACUCUUUUCUUCUAUAAAAAUCUGUUUUAAGAAGAAUAUACUCAAGGCUGAGAGUUUAAAAAGGACUAAAUUUUGUUCGCUGAAAAGCGUAAUUACAGUACCAUUAUAUGUUUUUAACCUGUUUUCCCAGCCUUGAGUUUUCUCUUAAAAUAUUGAAACCCAAUACAUUCUAAAGUGGAAAUGGCAUAAGCUAUCAUUUAUAAGUAAGAAUAAUUCAAGAAUAUUUUCAGCCUAAAACCGAAAGAAAAAUAAGAAUAUGCAGCCUGGGCUGGGAAGAUAACAUUCUUAUAUAAAAAAGGAGUGUAAUGAGUGUAAUGGAACGAAUCCCACUUUACGGACACCAGCUUAAUACCGACGCCAUAUUUGGUGGUUCCUUCAGUGUGUAUGUUCGUAUUAAUGGGGUUCGACCUGAUUUGUCCCCUGCAUGAAAAAAAAGUAAGUUUUAACAGUCGAACCUUCGCAGAUUUGAGAUGGACAUCAUCACUAGCUGCCUUAGACCUAAAAUAAUUAAAACUGGAUGUUUUUACCUUCAGGCCUAUCAGAACUGGAAGAAGAGAAAUGGCGACGAACCUUCUCUUCCAGGAAUGAGAGACUUUAGCAACGAGAAGAUCUUCUUUCUUGGUUUUGCUCAGGUUUGGCAACAAUAUUUUUUUACAACCAUCGCAGUUCAACAAAAUUCUGAAAAAAAAUUUGGUCGCAUCUCCCCACUCGAGUUUUGACACUACUAAAGUCAUUCAAGAAGGUCCAUGCAGCAAUUCGAUACAUAGCUGGUGUUGUGCUCUAGAAGUUUGGUUAACGCCUACGGUUCAUACUGUAAAAUGGAGCAAAGAAGACGUUCAAUACAAUAAUGUUUAUUUCUAUUUAUUAGAUUUUUAUAUACAGUCGAACCCCUGUGUGCAACCACUGCCUGGUAAGGUUAGUUGGGAGAGCAUCGGUCUGCUGAUCGGGAGGUCAUGAGCUCAAAGCCCGGCCGUACCAACACUCACGGUCUUAAUUUAAAGAACUGAGAAGAAAGUGCUGCCUUUGUAAUGACUUCUGUAGUGAAAUCUUUUGAGAUAAGGACGAAAAACCGUUGGUCCCGUCUCACAGCUUUUUCACUUAUCUAGUUCUUGUGGGACGUAAGGGAACCCAGGCCAUUGUUCGAAAAGACUAGGGACGUAGACCCCAUUGGUGUGGCCAACCUUUCCUGAGCCGGGUGGGUUAUCUGCUGGGGGAGAUCUUAAUAUAGGGAUAACCUCAUGAUCCUCCUUCAGGUGUCGUAAUGGCUAUCUGUAAACGUGUAGGUAUGUACCACCUCUCGUAAGCGACUUUCCCAGUCAAAUCACUACGGUUAGAAUCUCUUAAACGAACACCUCUCGUCUUAUUGUUUUCAUCCCCGUGUAAACGACUAGUUAGGGAAUGGUUUGAUUUGAUCUCUAUGUUCGUUGUUUGUACUACUCUUCCAAGAGAACGCGAUGCACUCAGCUGACAACAUGAAAAUGCUCAGAUCGUAUUGUAACUUAGAAAUUGCAUGGUAUGCAAAAUGGGGAUGAUGUGUUUCAGACUGACCUGUUGUAGGAAAGGACAUCCUGCAUAGGGAUCAAUUCUCCUAUAUAAGCGAACACCUCCCGUAAGCCACUUCUAAAUCUUCCCAUUUUGGGUGGUCGUUAAUGGGAGGUUUGACAGUAUUUAUUUAUUUAUUACUUGUUUACUCAUUUAUUUUCUUCCAGAUUUGGUGUAGCAAGUAUCGAAAAGCAGCAGCUAUUAGGCAGAUUGACUAUGGGGUGCACAGUCCUGGAAAAUAUCGGUAAAGGCCUAUCCUGUUAGAUUAGGAAAUCCGAUCAGUCUCUGGCCCAAUAUUAACAUUUCAUAGAAAAUCUAGAGCAAAAAAGGAAACAUCUUCACACAAAAAAAUAAGUAAAUAGAAAGAAAUAACUGACUAUAACAAAUGUAGGAUUUUCAAAUCCCAAAAAAGAAAAUAUUACGGUAAAAAAGCAUUUAUAGGUGCUAUGUUAAUUUUGUUGAUAUUAGCCAGUUAGUCGUCCUUCUUCGCUGUGAAACUUUUCAAAGUACUCUUGAAUGACAAAAUCACAGUUUCGUGUCAAACAAAAUUUCUUUCCAAAAUUAACCUUAAAAAAGGUUAGGCUAUAUAUAUGGCAAGGUUUCAAAAGGCACAAUUGCAAAUACUUUCCAAAUUCAAAUUUGUCCACCCUUGCUUCCUUUUGUAUAUGCUCUGUUAUUUUACACCCUCUUCCCAUGUUUUGAACAGUUAUUUUUAUUUUCAUCUAGUUUGGUGGUGUUUCCCAGUGUUUGAAUACUGAUAAGUUUAGCACACAGCUUCUCCUCCUUUAAAAAGGUUUUAUUUGAAUUGUCACCUCACCUAAUUGUUUUUCACUUAAUUUCUCGAAACCAUAGUUAUUAAAGUGGUAACCCGUUAGGGCCUGUUUACAUGGAGGUGGGGGACCCCAGGUAGGUGAGGUAACCGCUUUGGUGGGUAACCCGCCUAUCCACAUAAUCUCUCAUUUUAACUUGAUCACGUUUACAUGAUAGGUGGGGUGACCUGCCGCAUGUUACCUCACCUAUCUGGGGUCCCCCACCUCCAUGUAAACAGGCCCUUAGACUCCUUUGUUAUAUGUUUUUGCUAGCUUUUUUGGACCUGAAAAUGCACAACGUCCAAUAGACCUUAUUCACGAUACCCUCCAUCUUUGUACGCGCUUAAGGACUGACGGGAUAAAAGCAAUGUCACGUGGUUUCUCAGGGGGCAAACAAGUGAUAAAUUCUGCCAAUGCACAAAAUCGCGGUCAAGUUUAUAAAUUCUAGACAUCAGACAAUUGCAAAUAAGAACGUUUUAUGUGAAAGAUGAUAAUAGCAAAUUAUGGUUUGAAAUUAUCAUUUGCUACGUUUUUAGAUGAAGUAGGUAUAACUUGUGGAAACUCGAACUGUACAUUUUGUACGACUCCUACUUCAUUCUCUCGUUUUGAGAUAAGUAUUGGCAAUUUUGGUCACUUGUUUGCCCCCUGAAAUACCACAUGACAUUGUUUUUAUCCCAUCAAUCCCAAAGGACGUGCACAGAUAGCGGGUCUCGUGAACAAGGUCUAUAGCAUUCCUAUCAUUUUGAACUUACUGCCCAACAGAAAAAUCGCAUUAAUUCAUAAUUCAGUCUCAAUUUAUGAACAAAAAAGCAAAGAAUUGUGCACGGUCAGGGAGCUUCCAACAUAAACUACAACACCGUUUUUUUCAACUUUGAUGUUUGCCGACUUUCAUAACCAGUCUCCUCUACUAACCAUGUUGAAACUAAACACUAAAAAAAAGGCAUCCUUUUAGAUUGUCUAAAGACCUGAAUGAUUUCUAGCUUGGUUGGUGUGACUGUGGCAUUGUUUAUCUUUUCUUUCAGGGUGAUUGGUUCUCUGUCCAACUUUGAUGAAUUCGCCAAAGCUUUUAACUGUAAAAAAGGAUCUCGUAUGAAUCCUGAAAAGAAAUGUUCCGUUUGGUAAUGAACCUUUGAGAGCGUCUGUUUUAGCUUUGACAAAGGAUCUGACGUAAAAGGAAUUGUUCAAACAUAACUUAUAUUAUAGAUCAGUUCUUGCAGGAUAAUUUUAUUCUUUGAUUUUAACGUAACGACGUCAGCAAAACUGAAACUGGAAUUUGGAAAGUAAAUUUGAUUAUCUUUGUGACACAAUGACAUGGGAGGGUAUUCUCUUUAUGAUGGUAUGCGCAAGUCAACGAUUAUAACAUAACAUCACAGGUUAUUUUUAGAUCUCUCUAUAUACCCUUUUUAGCAGAGGGUAAUUACCUGGAAUACUCCGUAAAAUGAAGCAAAACUUGUGGGACUUGUUUAUAUGAUUUGCCGCCGUCUCGCUUUACUUGCAGUUGGCUAUUUUUUNUCGUGAACAAGGUCUAUAGCAUUCCUAUCAUUUUGAACUUACUGCCCAACAGAAAAAUCGCAUUAAUUCAUAAUUCAGUCUCAAUUUAUGAACAAAAAAGCAAAGAAUUGUGCACGGUCAGGGAGCUUCCAACAUAAACUACAACACCGUUUUUUUCAACUUUGAUGUUUGCCGACUUUCAUAACCAGUCUCCUCUACUAACCAUGUUGAAACUAAACACUAAAAAAAAGGCAUCCUUUUAGAUUGUCUAAAGACCUGAAUGAUUUCUAGCUUGGUUGGUGUGACUGUGGCAUUGUUUAUCUUUUCUUUCAGGGUGAUUGGUUCUCUGUCCAACUUUGAUGAAUUCGCCAAAGCUUUUAACUGUAAAAAAGGAUCUCGUAUGAAUCCUGAAAAGAAAUGUUCCGUUUGGUAA
This is a messenger RNA of Porites evermanni, 5333 nucleotides long. Lineage: Eukaryota; Metazoa; Cnidaria; Anthozoa; Scleractinia; Poritidae. The record is from the annotation of a GenBank genome assembly.